Messenger RNA from Anarrhichthys ocellatus (wolf-eel), 2351 nucleotides. RefSeq names its product dynein light chain Tctex-type family member 5 (gene dynlt5). Bases 1064 to 1573 code for a protein of 169 amino acids. The record is from RefSeq and is a predicted model, not a curated record. Gene Ontology annotation, biological process: microtubule-based movement. Lineage: Eukaryota; Metazoa; Chordata; Actinopteri; Perciformes; Anarhichadidae. The transcript is spliced from 4 exons. Gene Ontology annotation, cellular component: cytoplasm; cytoplasmic dynein complex. Gene Ontology annotation, molecular function: dynein intermediate chain binding.
GUGAAGUGAAUCUCUCAACCGGAUUUCCACUAUUAAAUUAAGAAUGUUUUAUUAUUAUUCUUCAUGAUCAACUUCUAGGUUCCUCAAAGCCUCAACUCGGCCCUGUGGGCCCUCAGACAGGAGAGGGUUUGGGGACAAAGUGUUAAAACAAUCUCACUGCAAGGUCCAUUUAGUCCAUGUUGUGGGCGACUUACACAUCCAUGUUGGUUUAAAAGCUGAGGUCCAAAGUUAAUUAUUGACCUUAAAAAAGUGCUCAGAUAACAAAAGAAAUGUGUGAACAUCUUUAAAUCCAUGUGGCAAACUCCAUGCUGAAUAAUGGUGUGAUCAAAAAACAGCUACUAAACAGACCUUACAGUGAGAUUGUUUCUCAACUGCUGUUUCUAAGGUCAAGAAUGAUCUGAACUUAGAUCCUCUAAGUUGCUUUUUUUAAUGCGCUUUCAAUCGCUUUCAGCCACAUCUCAGUCUUUGUCAGCAGAUGCAGUUAUGAAUAAUGUAUCAGUGAAAUAGUCAUUUUAUUUUAAUAUCAUGACAAACGUUGGAGCCGUUAGGCCUCCUGCAUAGAAGCCCCGCCCACUGAAUGAUGGUUCAUGGUUGCCACGACAACACCAAGCUCUACUAGUACUCUACUACUUUGCUCUGCUCUGUUCAAGAGGACCUGAAACCGGUAACAAAAUAUGUGUUAAAUUUCUCUUCUGUAAUAUUUAUUUAUGACCAAUUUGACACGACAUAACCUGUAAAAUCAUACGGUUGUCUAAAAGUUGACAAAAAAAGAAUCAUGGGUUUACAAACAAGCCAAAUCCUAACAGCUAACAACGCUAGCGUAACGUUAGCUAAUAUUACCCAGAAGGACUAGCGAAACAAUGUUUGCAUAGUUUUAACGAUAAACGUGAGUUUUCAUUUCGGCAAGCUGUGUUUGGUCCGCGUGCUCAACUGCUGGACUUAUACUGUAUGACGUCAACACUGUAUAUGUUGUUUAACUCGAUAAUAAUUGACUUAAACGUCAAUAUAUUUAGGUUGUCGUCGUGUAAAGACAAGGUAGCGUUCAAGCAAAGGGAAAGCUGUCAUGUCUGACCUGCAAAAAUCCCAAAGAAGAGAGAGCAGGAGGUACAGCAGGAGGUACUCAGAGAUAAGCCAUGGAUUCAGAGGCAGGACAAGAGACUCUAUAAGUAAUGUGUCGAACUUAGAUGAACCACACCAUGAUGACACCCGUUUGGCCGUAACAAUGGAGAACACCUACCAGAUGGGACCUUACAGACGCAUCCCCAUUCCUGCUGUCACAGACAUACUGAAGGAUGUACUCACCAAUUAUCUUCACGAGGAGAAAUAUGAAGUAGAAUGGUCUCAAAGAAUGACAAAAACAAUAUGUGAGGUGAUAAGAGCCCGUGUGAAGGACCUCAUGAUUCCACGAUAUAAGCUUGUCGUCCUGGUCCACAUCGGCCAGCUCACCGGGCAGAGCAUGAAAGUCAGCAGCCGCUGUCUGUGGGAUGCAUCUAAUGACACCUUUGCGUCCUACUCCUUCAAGAACAGCUCUCUGUUUGGCCUGGCAACUCUCUACGCUGUUUACUUAGAGUGACUGAAGCGGACAGUGAAUAGAUUUACGUUGGUUGUGCAUUUCUCGAUACAAAAAGUGUAGAGUUCUGUUGAAGAGUUCUGUAUCUAUGUUGUAUAUUUUGCCACGUAUAAAGUGAUAAAGCAAGAUUUUUUUCUUUUAAAGCAAAAUUCAUGGUGUUUUAUUUCAUUUUUGGUAGCAUGGAAAAUUAAAUCACAUUAUCCUAACAGUUCUGAAGAUUUUAUUUUUAAACUAAUAUCAGAUUGAUGAUGACCCUCUUGGUAUGUCCUCCUCUAGCAGAGCAUGGAGAGGUCACUCCUUCGACAGCCUAGUUGACAGCACACUGAUAUUAUCGCCUGCUUCUGGUCCCGCCAAUAACGCUCUAUUGCUGGCUCAUCUGUCAUCUUCAGUUUUGGCUCCCUGCUACCUGCGUAGAGACAUCGGGCCAUCAGUCAUUUAUAUAUCAGUUGUGAAAUUAUACCUCGAAGCUACAAAGACCAUUUCAAGUGAUUGUGUACUCACCGGCUGGCAAAGCCUCCUCUUCUCCCAUCAGUCUUCUCCACCUGGAUCCUCCGCAGGUGUACACCACAGCUCUCACGAACGCCCGGCCACACAACCUCAGUGAGUUUGUGUUAUCCUCUGCCUGAACCUGUGCUACACACAACAUGCACAGCAGCAUCACAAGCAGGAGUUGGGAUCUCAUGUUGUUUGUUCUCAAGGAAACAUCUGUCUUGACCAUGUUAUACUGUGGUCCUGGCAAACCCUUUUAUCGAGAGUCUCCAGUGAUGUCACAGACUUUCCC